Molecule: messenger RNA, 297 nt
Organism: Symbiodinium sp. CCMP2456
Lineage: Eukaryota; Dinophyceae; Suessiales; Symbiodiniaceae
Source: the annotation of a GenBank genome assembly
AUGGGAUGUGCCGCAAGUUCUGCCGUCCGCGACAUGCAGGAUUCGACCGUUUGCCAUGUGCCGGAAGCAUUUCCGACUCCACGGCAGGUCCUGCCACCAGACCAGCGAACACACGAACUUUACGUUCGCGAGCUCAAUGCUUACCUCACAUUGGUGGCAAAGCAUCCGCAGGCUUUCCAGAACAAGGUGGAGAGGCGCCUCUAUGAUCGUUUGGGCAUAUGCUCCUGGGGAAAGCCGGAAUGGCAGCGGGAGCCAAAACCAGCGGAUGAUGCGGAGUGGGUUUCUAUCGGUAUGUAG